Molecule: messenger RNA, 940 nt
Organism: Notechis scutatus (mainland tiger snake)
Lineage: Eukaryota; Metazoa; Chordata; Lepidosauria; Squamata; Elapidae
Source: RefSeq, a predicted model, not a curated record
AUGGAGGAUUCUUGCACAGAAAAGGAGCUGCCUAGGAAAGUUGUCUGGGUGACUGGUGCCUCCAGCGGAAUUGGAGAAGAGUUGGCCUACCAGCUGGCCAAGAUUGGCUCAUGGCUUGUGUUGUCAGCAAGAAGAGAAAACGAAUUGGAGAGGGUGAAAAAGAAGUGCCUUGAGAUCAGCAGCCUAAGUGAUAAAGAUAUCCUCAUUUUGCCACUUGAUUUGACUGACAGGGGAUCCCAUGAAUCAGCCACAAAGACUGUCCUUCAGCAUUUUGGGCGGAUUGACAUUUUGGUGAACAACGGUGGACGUUCUCAGCGUUCUCUUUUCAUAGAUACAAGUGUUAAUGUAUAUAAUGCUAUAAUGGAACUCAACUAUCUGGGCACUAUCUCCUUAACUAAAUUUGUCCUGGACCACAUGAUCCAAAGGAAGCAGGGAAAGAUUGUCACGAUGAGCAGCAUCAUGGGUGUCAUGGGAGCUCCCUUAGCAACUGGCUAUUGUGCCAGCAAACAUGCUUUGCAGGGCUUCUUUAACUCUCUUCGGCCUGAGCUUACUGAUUAUCCUGAGAUAAGUAUUAUUAAUAUCUGUCCAGGGCCUGUCCAGUCACAGAUCAUCCAAAAUGUCUUUACUGAAGAAAUUUCAAAGGUUAAUCAAAACGUUGGGGACCAAUCUCACAAAAUGACAACUCACCGCUGUGCUCGCUUAACCCUGGUUAGCAUAGCUAAUGAUGUGAAGGAAGCCUGGGUCAGUGACCAUCCCUACUUGGCAAUUUGUUACACGUGGCAAUAUUUUCCCACUUGGGCAUGGUGGCUAUUGAACCGCAUGGGAAAGAAGCGGAUAAAGAACUUCAAGAGUGGAGUGGAUGCUGAUGUUUCUUAUUACAAAAAGUCUUCAUAAGGAAAAGGAGCAGCCAAACAUUCCUUCAAACAUGAACCAGCAUAAG